AUGAGAAUAGGUGAAGAAAUUCUAAAAUCUCCUCAAAAUGUAGAGGUCAGCAUCAUAGAUGACAACUUUAUGCUGAAGUGGAACUGGAGCGACAAGUUUGUCAGUAAUGUGACUUUUUCAGCAGAUUACCAAAUGUCUGAAUUGGAUAAUUGGUUAAAAUUGCCUGAGUGUCAGUAUAUUACUGAUACCAAAUGCAACUUUUCUGCAGUCCACCUAGAUAUUUUUGAAGAUGUUAAGUUACGUAUAAGAGCAGAAAAAGGAAAUAAAACUUCUCCCUGGUAUGAAGUUGAUUCAUUUAUCCCAUUUCAAAUAGCUCAGAUUGGUCCUCCAAAAGUAGAUUUAGAAGCUGAAGACAAGGCAAUAAAAAUCAACAUCUCUCCUCCUGGAACAGAAGACAGUCUCAUGUGGGAUCAGGAAAGAACAAGCUUUACGUAUAGCUUAGUUAUCUGGAAAAACUCUUCCAGUUUAGACGAAAGAACUGAAGAUGUUUAUCCCAGAGGAAAAAUAUAUAAACUUUUACCAGAGACUACAUAUUGCUUAAAAGUUAGGGCAAGCCUACGCUUGCAGAGAAAAGUUGGUAUCUAUAGUCCAGUGUAUUGUAUAAAUACCACAGUUGAAAAUAAACUACCUCCACCGGAAAAUAUUGAAGUAGAAGCCAAAAAUCAGAUCUAUGUUCUUAAAUGGAAUUACAUGUAUGAAAAUGUCACCUUUCAAGCCCAGUGGGUUUUUGGUUAUUUAAAAAAGAUUCCUGGGGAUCAUUCAGAUCAAUGGAAACAAAUUCAUGGCUGUGAAAAUGUUACAACUACCCAGUGUGUCUUUCCACAAAAUCUUUUCCGAAAAGGAAUAUACUUUCUGCGUGUACAAGCAUCUAAUGGAACUAACACGUCUCUUUGGUCUGAAGAGAAAAAGUUGAAUACUGAAAUGCAAAAAACUGUACUUCCUCCAGUCAUUAGUAUGAAAGCCAUUAAUAAUUCACUAUAUGUCUACAUUGGUACUCCAAAAGAGACUGAGAGCAAGUCGGUGAACCAUUAUUAUCCAGUAACUUAUGAAAUUAAGUUUUGGAAAAACACAUCAAAUGCCGAGGUUAAAAUCCUACAGAAGAAAACUGAUUUUCUUAUUCCCGACUUGGAACCACUGACUAUAUAUUGUAUCAAAGCUAGAACACUCAUCAAGAAUGAACAAUUGAAUGAAAGCAGUAAUUUUAGUGAUACUGUGUGUGAGAAAACAAAACCAGGAAAUACAGCCAUGAUCUGGAUUAUAGUGGCAAUUUGCACAACAUUAUUUCUUACUGCAGUUUUAAUAUAUGUUGUAAAAGCCUUCUGGAAACCUGUUGUUUAUGUGUUCUUUCCGCCAUGUAAACUUCCUCCAAAUAUAGAAGAGUAUUGCUUGGAGCAGCCACUAAAGAAUCUACUCCUUUCUACCUCUGAAGAACAAAUUGAAAGAUGUGUCAUAGUUGAAAAUAUGAACACUCUUAAUACAGUAGAAGAAACUCAUCAAAUUGACAGUGAUCACAAAAAAUAUAAUUCCCAAACCAGUCAGGAUUCGGGAAAUUACUCUAUUGAAGAUGAGAACAGUGACAGUAAAACAAGUGAAGAACUUCUACAGCAGGAAAUCAUGUGA
Molecule: messenger RNA, 1620 nt
Organism: Elephantulus edwardii (Cape elephant shrew)
Lineage: Eukaryota; Metazoa; Chordata; Mammalia; Macroscelidea; Macroscelididae
Gene: IFNAR1
Product: interferon (alpha, beta and omega) receptor 1
Exons: 11
Coding region: 1-1620 (539 amino acids)
Molecular function (GO): protein binding
Source: RefSeq, a predicted model, not a curated record